This is a messenger RNA of Seriola aureovittata, 3200 nucleotides long. Its product is annotated as zinc finger protein 385C-like. The coding region runs from base 100 to 1782 and encodes 560 amino acids. Gene Ontology annotation, cellular component: nucleus. The transcript is spliced from 9 exons. The record is from RefSeq and is a predicted model, not a curated record. Gene Ontology annotation, molecular function: nucleic acid binding; zinc ion binding. Lineage: Eukaryota; Metazoa; Chordata; Actinopteri; Carangiformes; Carangidae.
CAGCGCGCACGCAUUACCCGCGUGGCUUAUCUUCCUGACUCGCUCGCGGGACCAAAACGCCUGCAGCUGAGCUCGCGCUGUAAUCAGUGGCAACUGGAAAUGGACAGCAACAACGGAGGAGCCGUAAAAGCGUCUUGCAUAGAUAUGAAACGUCCCAAGAGCCCUGACUGGCUGGACGGCAGCCCUGCCCGCAAGAAUCAGGAGGGGCAGGAGGAGGAAGAGGAGGAGGAGGAGGAUGAAGAGGAGAGGAAGGUGGGAGCAGGAUACAGGGCCAAACGGGAGCGACGUCAGAGCAGCAGCAGCGGCAGCAGUCCCACUAUGUGCCAGGUGUGCAACAUACAGCUCAACUCCAGCGCCCAGGCCCAGAUCCACUACAGGGGGAAGACGCACCAGAGGAGGCUGCGCCGACUCGCAAAGGCUGUCAGCACAGGUGCACUGUCCCAGAGUCAGGUCCACCCGCUCCUGGGGUCCCUGCCUCUGCCAGGUCGAGCCCUCCAGCCGCAGACUCAUGCCCAACUGGAGCACUUUCUGCCGCUCAGAGUCAACGGCUCCUCGCCGCUCAGCCUCUUCCCCAAUUUCAACACGAUGGACCCAGUGCAGAAGGCAGUGAUCAACCACACCUUUGGCGUGGCCCCGCCCAAGAAGAAACCUAUCAUCUCCUGUAACAUCUGUCACCUGCGCUUCAACUCCACUACCCAGGCAGAGGCCCACUACAAAGGUCACAAGCAUGCUCGCAAGCUAAAGGCAUUGGAGACCCAAAGGAACCGGCAGAGGAACGGACACAGUCCAUCCACAACGGGAAAAGACAGAGAGAGGGGGAUGAUGGGAGGAGGAGCGGUGCCAACAGACUCACAUGUGAAAGACAAAAAAGGCCCAAGCACCUCCUCUCAACCUGCACCCCAGCAAACUGAAAACACCCAGGGGAGUUCACUGGCAGACACUCCUUCCUCGCAGCUUUCAUCCACGGACUCCUCCUCCGCACGCCGCUCUCCUCAGCUGUCCCCACAAGUCCCCCCUGCCUCUCAGCUUUCUGAUCUAGCCUCAGAGAGUCCCCAUGUGGACGGGAGCAGCCCGGCCACCGGUUCAGCCCCACGCUCUGACCUUCAGGGAAGCGCCACGGGAGGUGAGGAGGAGGUGGCGAAGGUGGACGAGGCUAAGGCAGCCAAGAGCAACAAAAAACAACAUCUUCACUGUCCUACGUGCAAAGUUACGGUCAAUUCCAGCUCCCAGUUGGAGGCUCAUUGUAGUGGCUCGAAGCACAAACAGAUGCUGGACGGUCAGAACAGCAGCCACUCACAACGCAGGGUUAAGAUUACAUCAUUGCCCAGACCCACCUGUCGAAUUAAGCAGCGAAUGGGCAGCAAGACCAGAGCGGUUGUUGGUGUAUCCAGCCAGCCCUUUCACUGUGAAUUGUGCCAGGUGUCUGUCAACUCAGAGACACAGCUGAAGCAGCACAUGAACAGCAGGAGACAUAAAGAGCGUUUGGCUGGGAAGCCUGUCAAGGCAAAGUUCACCCCCUACAAUAAACUACAGCCCAGUGCUGUCUUAGCGACUAAACUGGCCCUGCAGAAGCAGCUGUCCAAGGCCCUGCCAGCAGGUUUCCUGACCAGCCCUCUCAAUCCAGCUGCCUUGUGCACCAUGGCGCCCGGACCCUUGGCACUACGGCUGCCAUCAGGUCCCACAGCCAUCAUACAGGGUCCCCUGAUCAGCCCCACGCUCUUCAGGCCUGCCCCAGGACCUCUGAGGGCCACACAUGCACCCAUUAUCUUCUCUCCUUACUAGCAAUGAGCCAAACUAGGAUGGAUGACCUACAGUAGAGUGGACCUAACAGGGCCAAAGCUGGACAAAGCAGGGGACCCCUGAGUGACAACAGGACACUAUGCAGCAACAGCAAGGGCAGCAUAUCAGCAUGUCAAGUUUGGCAGGUUCAAGACAUGAGAACAGUAUGCACAAUCCCCUGGUGCGGAUCGAGAUAUCAGCGCUGACUGACCAGUGUCUCACUCCCUUAAAAAUGGAAAGACCGGGGUGUCGUGGUAGCGUAGUGGUCUAAGCAGGCGCCCCAUGUGUAGAGGCUACAGUCCUCGCUGCAGUUGGCCCCGGUUCGAAUCCCGCAUCGGACGGCCUUUCGCUGCAUGUCAUUCCCCCUCUCUGCUUCCCCGUUUCCUGUCUCUCUCCACUAUACUAUCAAAUAAAGGCAUAAAAAGCCCAAAAAAUAUACUUAAAAAAAAAAAAAAAUGGAAGGACCAUCACUCAGCUGUUUCCUCUCAACAAACUGUUGAGUGCAUGUUCCCCGGGGUCAGGACCCCUCUGGAAGCCAUAAUGACAAGCAUUGUUAGUUUUACUUAUAGGACUAUAAUAGACAAAUACACUAGGGUGUGUAAAUGUUACUAAGUGUUUGUUGCCAAAAUUCCUUCAUUUUCAGAGUUUUCUAGUAUAAUACUUCAUCCCUGCAUUUGUUUUCAUAACCAAAUCUAAAUGAGGAAAAUCCAGAUUGUGUUAAUCUCCCAUGGCUCCUUCCAUAUAACCCCCUCCACCUGUGAAAAGACAAAGGAGAUCCAUAUCUUUGGAUUGCUGACAAUGUUGCAUCUCAACAAAUGUAUGUCAUCAGCCAUUGCCUGAUGUGGAUGCCUUUUCUUUAUAGUUUAUUUAAGAUAUAUACACAUUCAUUUUUUGCUCUCUUGCUCUCUGUGUUAUGAGGUGACAAUCAACCACCGCCAUGAUAAUGAUGCCAAGAAUACUUGCUAAAUGGAGACAGACUUACAUGUAAUGCAUACAAUGACAUUAUUUAGUUAAAAAGAAACUUGCAUUUCUUUGACAUGAGCCAUUCUAACAUCUUCAGGUGACAGUUAGAUAAAUGAUUUAAGAUUUUACAACAGCUUGAUGCUGUUUGUGCAAUAUGAAGCGACGGCCUGAUUUGUGCUGUUGUCCAAAAUUAAAAAAGGUAACCACAUUUUUAAAUGUGUCUUUAUUAAAUGUGUCUUUUUUAUAGAGUUGUAUUGAAAAACUGUGUUCUUUCAUUUCAGAAAUCCUUCUCUCACCUGAUUGUGCUGAAUCAUCCUAAGCAAUAUGUAUUUUUGAAUUGUCACCUGGUGAAAUUGAUUAGUGUAACUGUGCAUCAACUGCAAUAAUGUAAAUUAUUAUGUGCUAAAAUGUCAAUACUGUAUUCUAUAUGAGCUUAUAAAUAGUACUGUUUUUUUAAA